Molecule: messenger RNA, 2303 nt
Organism: Ectocarpus sp. CCAP 1310/34
Lineage: Eukaryota; Phaeophyceae; Ectocarpales; Ectocarpaceae
Source: the annotation of a GenBank genome assembly
ACCACCGAGAGACAGCGAGACAGACAGAGACAGAGGGAAGGGUGCUGGCAGUGCAGGUGUGUGUGUAUGUUAGCCAAUUGGAACUAAAGGUGGGUGCGAAUAUGUCGCCCAGGGGUCUGCUUUGGUUGCUGGUUUCAGGUCAGCUGUAUCUGUGCGGGGCCUUUACAGCAUCUCCAACAUGCCGUCAGGCGAUCCAAGCAGCACAGAGUCACGGGUCACCGAAGACGUACAAGUCUGCGGGUCUAUCCUCUCUUCGGGCCUCAUGGGCAUCGGGAUAUGAUGCUGCUAGAGGGCGGGGCGGACGGUUCGAGGAGGGUAAUAGGAGGUUGAGCAGUCUGCGACUGCGACCAAGUCAGCAGAGGCUGACGAAAAUGGCUGCGUCGACAACAGCUGAAACGGGGGGUAGGCCUGCUGCUUCUACUGGGCCAAGGAGCGUCAACUGGCCGCUGUGGUAUGUUCUUCCAAUCGCACCGUACCAGAGGAGGAAGACGCUAAUGAAGGAGAUCGUCCCUGGGAAGGUCUGGACGUUCGACCAGCUGCAGGGCAUUUUGUACGUGAUCGUGCCCGUCCGCAUGACGGUCAUCAAGCUUGACAAGUCGGAAGGGGGAGGGCUGUUCGUGUACGCCCCCGUGGCUCCCACGGGCGAGUGCAUGGCGAUGAUGCGCAAGCUGGAAGCCGAGCACGGGCCCGUGAGACACAUCGUGCUGGGCACGCUUGGCUUGGAGCACAAGGUGUUUGCCGGACCGUUCGCCCAGAGGUUUUCUGAGGCGCGGGUCUGGUACACCCCCGGCCAAUACAGCUUCCCCAUCGGUUUACCCCUCUCUUGGUUGGGGUUCGGAGGCCGACCGACGAAAGAGAUCCCCGCGUCGUCGGAGGAUGCCCCUUGGGGGGCCGAUCUAGACCACCAGGUGCUUGGCCCCUUCUUUUCCAAGGACGGAUCGGGGGGGUACGGAGAGACAGCUUUUUUUCACAAGGAUACCAAGACUCUCCUCGUGACGGAUAUGGUUGUCAAGGUAGAGGACCAAGUGCCGGAAAUCGUUUGCGAGGACCCACGUCCCCUCCUGUUCCACGCUAGAGAUAACGCCUUAGAAAGGGUCGAGGACACCCCGGAGGUUCGCCUGAAGGGCUGGCGAAGGAUAGUGCAGUUCGCCUUGACGUUUCAGCCGAGCAGCCUGGAGGUAGUGGAGCUGAAGAAGGCCUUGUUUGACGACGCGCCGCAAUCCAAGAUGAAAGAGCUUGGGUGGGGAGGACUUUUCCCGUUUGAGUGGAGGAGCUCGAGCGAUGACCUGAAGUCAUUCUCUGCCAUGAAGGGCGGCCUGCUGGUGGCGCCUAUCCUGCAAGUGCUCCUGCUGAACCGGGAUCCGGGGCCUGUCCUCGAUUGGGCCGACAGAGUAGCCAAAUGGCCUUUCCAAAGGGUCAUUCCUUGCCAUCUGGCCAACGACGUCUCGGCAACGCCGAAGGAGUUCCGGAAGGCGUUUCGGUUCUUGGAGAAGGGGGGGAGCGGGGGCGGCGGCGGGUCGGCAGGGCUCCUGUCGCUGUUCGGCGGGGGCGCCGGAGGGGGAGGCAGGGGGGCCCAGCCGUUGCCCGAAGACUUGCAGUUUUUGAGGGAUGCUGAGAAGACACUGGUAGAGCUGGGCACUCUGUUUCCGGCGGAAGAGCCGAUCGACCGGUCCCGUCGAUGAUAUCGGUUACCAUCAUUAUCAUUCGUUGUUGAUGAUGGCAUCUCUGCGUUAUGUAACGAUGAUAUCGAUUGCCAUCAUUCUUUGUUGAUGUUGCCAGUCGAUUCUUUCCGUUCGAUUUUUUUUCAGCCUGCUGCGCGGCUGCCUCUCAAUUCAGUUCAGCAGGGAGUAGUCUAUCUAGUUCGGCUGAUUGGUUGGUUAGGUGGGCAUGUUUUGUUGAUGUGGCUUGUUCCCGCUGUUGCAGCGUGGUUGCCACAUGUCUCAGUCCACUGGUCAUGCUGAUCGUCGGUCGAUCUUCCGUGUGUGUGUGUGUGCGUGUGUGUGUGUUAUCACGCUUAUUAAUUUGAUUGGUUUACCCUUCUCCUUGACGCUGCUGGCGCAUGUACAGUAGUAACGGUGACGGCAACGCGAGGGAGCAGAAACACAAAAGUGUCGCGCAUGAACUUGUUUCAUUGCAGUACUGUAGCGCGCCUGGCGGAAUCACAAACGGCGUAUAUAUUCCCUUGUGACCCCUUAAUGUUGUUCUCGAUUGAGAUAAGCCCCAUCUGUGUGUCGUUGGCAUUACAGUAGUUGGAUGGAAGGGGGGGGGCGUACUCUUAUGUUUUGCAUGCCUUCGCGGUUAUA